This is a messenger RNA of Capra hircus (goat), 1528 nucleotides long. It is a transcript of the gene ZSWIM7, whose product is annotated as zinc finger SWIM-type containing 7. The transcript has 5 exons. Gene Ontology annotation, molecular function: zinc ion binding. The record is from RefSeq and is a predicted model, not a curated record. The coding region runs from base 41 to 478 and encodes 145 amino acids. NCBI's taxonomy places the organism in Eukaryota, Metazoa, Chordata, Mammalia, Artiodactyla, Bovidae. Gene Ontology annotation, biological process: double-strand break repair via homologous recombination. Gene Ontology annotation, cellular component: Shu complex.
CUCGCCCUCCUCCCCUGCCCCGGAGAACGCGGGACCCGCCAUGGCGGCUCCGACUGGGCCUCUCACGCUACCAGCUGUGGUGGAGGAGCUGCUGAGCGAGAUGGCGGCGGCUGUGCGGGACGGCGCGCCGAUUCCUGAUGAGCAUCUGUUAUCGCUGAAAUUUGUCUUCGGCUCAUCAGCCGUCCAAGCCUUGGACCUAGUUGACCGCCAGUCUGUCACCUUAAUCUCCUCGCCCAGCGGGAGGCGUGUUUACCAGGUGCUUGGAAGCUCCGGGAGAACGUACACAUGUCUGGCUUCCUGCCACUACUGCUCGUGCCCGGCGUUCGCCUUCUCCGUGCUGAGGAAGGGGGACAGCCUCCUGUGCAAGCACCUCUUGGCAGUUUACCUGAGUCAGGUCACAAGGACCUGUCAGCAGCUGAGUGUCUCCGACAAGCAACUGACUGACAUACUGUCAGCAGAGAAGACACAGGAAGCAUAAAAGUGCAGACGGAGCAUCACUGACCAUCUUUCACAGUAGAAGUCCUGUCCAGAGACACAUGCGCCCUGUCACGCAUGGUUCACGUGGAGGAGACGUGGGCCAGACUUCACAUUAGUGUCCCCUUCCGCCCUGGACUCCAGAGCCAGGACAUGUAUACAGUAUGAAGCCCUCGCGAAAAAUCCAGCCUCCAAGCCCCAUGAGUAAAAAAUUUCCAAAUGUAAUCAAGCAUCUUAGACUCCAAAGCCUAACAUCAAGUCGCAUCCACAGUGAAGGAGAUUUUCAAACAAAGUCCAAGUCCUUAAGAGGCUAGAAUGGGAGAGGAGACAGUACGAUGGUUUAGAUGCGCAAGCGUUAGUUCUUUCUCUUGGGCCCAGAAAGUCUUUCUGCAGUAAAAGGUCAGAGCAGGGAUGUGGCUACAACAGCAGCAGAUAGAGACGUUGGGGUGCUGGUUUCAGCAGGCUCCAGACAUUUGCAGUGUUGAGGCCAAAACAGUUGCUUAAAUAGGCUGUGCUGUUGGAAAGGUAGCACCUAGAACAAGGAAGUGCAGGUCUGCUCAGAGCAUUUCUGAGCUUCGUAACAAGCGGGUGAGGGAGGCAGCCAGAGAGGCUGCCGGGUGUUCCAGGCUGAGUGAGAAAAGGCAGAUCUCCAGAGGCUGUGAGGCGGGAGAGGAAUGGGACUCUUUUGGACCCCAAGAGAGAGCAAAGGAGCUGUGAUGGAAGGAAAUGAACACAAGACGGAGCUGAGACAGGACAGGCACCUCCCCCAGCGACAACCAUCCACAGCUGAACAGGAUCCUAGGACAGGCUUUCCCCGUCUCUCUGGGGCUUCACGUCCUUGCAGGGUUACUGCAGGAGGAGCUGAGCCAGCCACCAGACAGGCGAAGUGGAUGGUCUUGCAGCCUAGGUACUCCCAACCCUGUACCCCGGAAACAGGAGGUGCUAAGGAAUGAAUGUGUGGAAGGUCACAACAGCGCAAGCUCCUGUGGUUGGCACAGCCAUCUCCUAGGCGGUGGUGCGGCAAACAAAACCUGUCAAGGCUCUACUCAGGAAA